Molecule: messenger RNA, 3023 nt
Organism: Rubroshorea leprosula
Lineage: Eukaryota; Viridiplantae; Streptophyta; Magnoliopsida; Malvales; Dipterocarpaceae
Source: the annotation of a GenBank genome assembly
ACUUGUGAUUUAAAAAUUCUUCUUUAGCUAGCUAGCUAGAUGGAAAUCAAAGACUACACCCACGAUGGCACGGUGGAUGUUCAUGGCCGCCCUGUUCUUGCCUCCACAACUGGAAAGUGGAAAGCUUGCUCCUUUCUCCUGGCGUAUGAAGCGUUUGAAAGGAUGGCCUUCUAUGGAAUAGCUUCAAAUUUGGUAAAUUAUCUGACCACCCAACUUCACGAAGACACAGUUUCCUCGGUGAGGAAUGUGAAUAACUGGUCUGGAUCAGUGUGGAUGACGCCAAUUCUGGAGCAGGUGCAAGGUGGACCUAUAUUCAUGUGCAUAACUAGGAAAUUUACCAUGCCAAAGAAAAAAGUGGGGCUUUCUCUGGGAUUUGAUAGCCACUCGCUGACUAAAUUCUUUCCAUGCGCAAAGUUUAAAAUACUGCUUUUAGGUACAACUUUAGUGGAUGAUCUUGAUAUAUCUCCUCUCAGUCUUUGGUUCCUUGACAAGGCUGCAGUAAAAGAUGCCUCAAGGCCACCGUGCACCAUAACUCAAGUGGAAGGGACCAAGCUUGUUCUCGGGAUGCUACUGAUAUCGGUGGUGACCUUGAUUCCUAGCACAAUAUGGGCACAAAUCAACACUCUUUUUGUCAAACAGGGCACCACAUUGGACAGAAGGCUAGGCUCAAACUUCCAAAUUCCAGCAGCAUCGCUUGGAAGCUUCGUGACCCUGUCCAUGCUCCUCUCUGUGCCAACAUAUGAUCGCUAUUUCGUGCCCUUGAUGCGCAGGAAAAUGGGAAAUCCUAGAGGCAUAUCCCUCCUUCAAAGGCUAGGCAUUGGAUUUGUGAUCCAAAGCAUAGCUAUUGGGAUUGCAUAUGUUGUGGAGGUCCGGAGGAGGCAUGUGAUAAGAGUGUACCAUAUAGUAGGGCCUCGAGACGUUGUGCCUAUGAGCAUAUUCUGGCUGCUGUCUCAAUACGUCCUGAUUGGAAUGGCUGAUGUGUUUAAUGCCAUUGGAUUGUUGGAAUUCUUUUAUGAUCAGUCCCCAGAGGAGAUGCAAAGCCUGGGCACAACAUUCUUCACCAGUGGAAUUGGAAUUGGGAACUUCCUGAGCAGCUUCCUGAUGACAAUGGUAGACAAAAUUACAGGGAGGGGAGCACACAAGAGCUGGAUUGGUGACAACUUGAAUGACAGUCACUUGGACUACUAUUAUGGAUUCCUUCUGGUGAUAUCUACCCUGAAUUUAGGGGCCUUCUUUUGGGCAUCAAGUAAGUAUGAGUACAAGAGGGAAACCAAUAAAGAAGUAGAUGGGGGUUGUAUUCAGAUUCAAAUGGAGGAUAAGACCUUGGGAACAUCCCCGCUUGUUAGCCGGCUUAAGAAAAUUGCAGUCGGCUCUGGGAAGCAAAAGUGCAAAGAGCUGGCUGCAGAUUUUGUUGAGCCGGCUCUACAAGCAAGAAAUUCAACUAGUGUUUUGGCGUGCGCAGAAAAUGGAAGCAGAACCGGCUCCAACUCUGUAGCCGACUAUGAGGCCGGCUCUCGAGAAAACAGAAUGUGCAGGAAUCUCGCAAAGCCAGCUGCAGAAAUUGUCUUCAUGCUUGCAAAUGUGCCCAAGGCAUGGAUUGUGACUAUGAAAGGUCCAUAUGUGCCUAUGAAAGUAGUUGGGGAAAGUGAGGUGCCAAAGGAAGAAGUUGAAUGGAAUGAUGAAGACUUGGUGAAGAUCAAGACUUGCCAAGGAGUUGUGGGACAUGUUGGAGCCAAGAAGACCGCAAUUAAGGAGUCUAAGGAUCUCAACACCCUUAAGCUUGAAGAUCUCAUUGACAAAUUGAUGACAUAUGAGAUAGAAGUUCAAGUUGAUGGUGGAGUCGAAGUAGUUGAGAAGAAGAAGAAGAAUGUUGCUUUCAAGGCUAGCAACCAAAAGGAAGAGAGUGAAGAUGAUGCUAGUAAUGAUGAGUCUAGCAAUGAAGAGGACAUCACCAAAUUGAUUUCAAAGGAAGUGAAGAGAUUCAUGAAGAAGAACAUUAAGAACAAGCUUGCAAAAAGAGAUGAAGGAGAGUCUACCAAAAUAAGUGUGAAAUGCUAUGAGUGCAACAAGAUGGGGCACUAUAGAAAUGAAUGUCCCAAAUUGAAAAAGGAGGUUGAAUCUUGGAAGAGGUUGAAUCUUGGAAGAUUCAUUUUCCGGAACUUAAUCAAGAAUUACUCCUUGGAUAUGGGUCUUCCGCAUGGUGCAUUGAUCACUAGGCUAGUAAAGAGAAACAACAUUGAUCUUGAACCUUUUAAGCAUGGGAGAAUUAAAGCUGGGACCAUUCUCACCAAAGCAUCCUUUGAAAAAAUGCAAGUUGUGUUUUGGAAUGGUAGUUGGACGAAGAAAGGGGAUCAAGCAAUGGAACAGCAAGCUGAUGAAAAAGAAGGUGAUACAGAUCAAGAAAUGGCAGAACAAAGGGAAGAAGAACAUGGAGCCGGCUCUGGGAAGCAAAAGUGCAAAGAGCCGGCUGCAGAUUUUGUUGAGCCGGCUCUACAAGCAAGAAAUUCAACUAGUGUUUUGGCGCACGCGGAAAAUGGAAGCAGAGCCGGCUCUAACUCUGUAGCGGGCUCUAACUCUGUAGCCGGCUCUAACUCUGUAGCCGGCUAUGAGGGCGCAUUUAAUGCACAACGGGCAUUUAAUGACCCCCAACGGUUAGAAAUGGCUAUUUUCGAGCAAGGGGCUAUAAAUAUGGUUGGGGUGAGGUUUGAGAUAAAUACUCAUCUUCUUGUAAAAGGAUUGAGUGGCUCCUUUAAGCCACCCUUGUUGUUGUUAGUGGAGAGUGUGGAGGAAAUCCUUGGGAAGAAUUUUUGGAAUUCCAAUUCACCCCCUCUCUUGGAGUACAUUGAGUCAACACCGCUAGGGUAAAAAGUAUGAAAACUAAUUAAUCAAAAAUAUGUAUAUCUAUGAAUAAUGCAUGUAUGUAUUUAGUAUCCUUUAAAACCUUCAAUCCUUUUUAAGUGAAGGAUGAAGUUAUUAUUUUUAUCUAAACAUGACUUAAGUUUUAAUAAUAAUUUUUACUAUCC